Linderina pennispora is the source of this 804-nucleotide messenger RNA. Its product is annotated as NAD(P)-binding protein. Gene Ontology annotation, molecular function: methionine adenosyltransferase regulator activity. Gene Ontology annotation, biological process: S-adenosylmethionine biosynthetic process. The record is from RefSeq and is a predicted model, not a curated record. Lineage: Eukaryota; Fungi; Kickxellomycota; Kickxellomycetes; Kickxellales; Kickxellaceae. The coding region runs from base 1 to 804 and encodes 267 amino acids. The transcript has 4 exons. Gene Ontology annotation, cellular component: methionine adenosyltransferase complex.
AUGUCUCCAAAGGUUAUCAUUACCGCUGAAUUUGAGGGUCGUGGCUUUGACGUCAUCGGAACAGCGUUCUCGCGCGCUCGCGGCGAGCUGCGCAAGCUCGAUCUCAGCGAUACUGCAGCAGUCGCCGCCUUUGUUGGUGCCGAGGAGCCGCAGGCCAUCAUUCACUGCGCGGCCGAGAAGCGUCCCGAUGUAGCCGAGCAGAACAAGGAAGCGACGGAGAGGCUCAACGCUGAAGUGCCCGGCCACCUGGCAGCACUGGCCAAGCAGCAUGGAGCGUUCUUUGUAUACAUCUCCACCGACUACGUAUUUGAUGGCACUAGCCCACCGUACCAGGUCGACGACAAGCCGAACCCGCUAAACUUUUACGGCCGCACGAAGCUGGCCGGUGAGCGGGCAGUGCAGGAGGCAAAUCCACAGGCGGCGAUUCUGCGCGUGCCGAUCCUAUAUGGCUCGGCGGAGGACAUCAAGGAGAGCGCUGUGAACCUGCUGCUGGGAGCAGUCAAGGAUGCGUCAAAGGAGACCAAGAUGGACGACUACCAGAAGCGCUUCCCCACGAACACCUUGGAUGUUGCUCGGGUGCUGGCCGAUAUGGCCGAGAUCAGUGUUGGUGCUGCAGGCGAGGGCGAGGAGAUGACAAAGUACGCCAUGUGCCAGGUGUUUGCUGAGAUCCUGGGCAAUGCCAGCAUUGACCACCUUGUGCCGGUCCGAGACAAGCCUACUGAGGCCGUGGCAUCGCGCCCCGACAACACGCAGCUGUCAACCGAGGCACUGGAGCAGAUCGGUAUCAGCUAUCUUUCCAAGUAA